AUGCCGGCUGCAGGCGGAGUCUUUACCGGCUACGCCACAGUGCUGGCCCCUGUUGCAGAUUUUAAGUACUAUGGUUCGUCAAGGGACUGUGAGAAAAUUCCCUUGAAGGGUUUAAGCAGAAGUGUAACUGCUAGGUCCCUGGUUAUGCACAUAUUUUACUUGAGUGAGCCAUGCUGGCUGUGCCUCCGGAGUAGCUGCAGCUAUCAGAGGUUUUCUGGUAUAUUAUUACCUCCACCAGAGAAUCCUGGACUCUUCUAUUCAACUCCUUUUUCUCCUAAACCCCUUUCAUCCUUCACAAAGAGGGGCCAGCCGCUGCUGCACCGCUCACCAUGGGCCCCGGGGGCCCGGCUGCUGCUGCCGCUCAAGCUGUGCGUGGGGCUUGGCGAGCUGGUGCUGCCCGCUGGGGCCUGGGGCGUACGCCGGCGAGGGCCCUCGGUGACGGCCAAGGUCUUCUUUGACGUGAGGAUCGGAGACAAAGAUGUCGGCAGAAUUGUGAUUGGCCUUUUUGGGAAAGUCGUGCCCAAGACGGUGGAGAAUUUCAUCGCCCUGGCCACAGGAGAGAGAGGAUAUGGCUACAAGGGAAGCAGCUUUCAUCGCGCCAUCAAGGACUUCAUGAUCCAAGGAGGGGACUUCAGCGGGGACGGCACUGGCGGAGUGAGCAUCUACGGCGAGACGUUCCCGGAUGAGAACUUCAAGCCGAAGCACUACGGCAUCGGCUGGGUGAGCAUGGCCAACGCUGGGCCCGACACCAACGGCUCCCAGUUCUUCAUCAUGCUGACCAAGCCCACGUGGUUGGACGGCAAGCACGUGGUCUUCGGGAAAGUCAUUGAUGGGAUGACCGUGGUGCACUCCAUAGAGCUGCAAGCCACCGACAGUCACGACCGCCGGCUCACCAACUGCUCCAUCGUCAACAGUGGCAAGAUCGACGUGAAAACGCCCUUCGUGGUGGAGGUUGCUGACUGGUGACAGCCGAGAGGGGACAGGGAACACAGCCUGGUGUGGUUGUGCGCGUCUGUGUGUGCGUGCACACGUUUGUCUGUGGAGUCUUCAGUUGCUGUUUUGCUUUUUUUUUUUAACCUAAUUUCCCACCCCAGAUCACAGCAAAGAUUUGAAAAAUCAACCACUCAGAAUUUAGUUUGCAUGAGUUUGGUCAGUUACUUACUAAGGCACUUUGAACUUAAAAAACGUACACUCUUCUUCCAGUGGUGCUAUUUUUAAACUCAUUAGAAUAUGUUGUUGGCUAUUUCUUUUUAAGAACUUAAUCAUCCUCUCCCCACCCUCAAUGCAUCAUGAUCUCCAUGUUGGGCAAUACUAAAGUUCUGUCCGAAAAAGAGGCUAUAAAGUUUAAUAGUUUAUAUUCAAACAAAUUAUUUUUCAUGUGAAGGGAAACUGAUAGUAUCGUCUGAUGUAUACUACAGGGAUUUUUAUGUGAUAAACGGUGCUUUUGUAUUCUCUAUAAUAAAUACUU
This is a messenger RNA of Lepus europaeus (European hare), 1468 nucleotides long. Its product is annotated as peptidyl-prolyl cis-trans isomerase C-like. Gene Ontology annotation, molecular function: peptidyl-prolyl cis-trans isomerase activity. The record is from RefSeq and is a predicted model, not a curated record. Gene Ontology annotation, cellular component: intracellular membrane-bounded organelle. Gene Ontology annotation, biological process: protein peptidyl-prolyl isomerization. Lineage: Eukaryota; Metazoa; Chordata; Mammalia; Lagomorpha; Leporidae.